GUUUAACACAUUUAUUGUUAUACUAAUUAUAUCGAAAGUCACAAAAUGUGCUGGUAUAAAAAUGACUGGCGAGUCUACAAUGAUGGCCCCAUGUGGUCCGGGUUAUUUUUUAUGUAAUAACUCAACCAUUUGUUUGAAACGUGAUUUCCAAUGUAAUAACAAUAAGGACUGUCCCGACGGAUCUGAUGAACUCAAUUGYGAAGAUGAACACAAGAAACGGUUUUACAAUGAAUUAUUUCGUAAGCGACCGGACGAGGACCGGGAGAAACGCAAACAAGAGGGCUGUCAACUCAAUUACAUUCCCGAUGUCUGCAACUGUUCGACUUGGAGUCUGUUCUGUGAACACCAGAAUCUAAUUCGGGUGCCGCCAGACCUGCCAUCAGAUAUCAAAGAUCUUGAUUUAUCGGGAAAUAAUUUAACGCAGUUGUCGGCAAAAAGUUUUCCCAAGACAUACACAAAUUUAAGCCGAUUAAUCCUAACGGCCGCUGAUAUUAUGUCUAUUGAGAGGAAGGCCUUUCAUAAUAUGAAACGUUUACAAUAUCUCUACUUAAGUGGCAAUAAGUUAUCAGCGAUCAGAAGCAAGACUUUUCAUUAUAACAGUGCACUCGAGCUCUUAGUAUUAUCGCAUAAUCCCAUCAAUAAUUUGGAGUCAAAAUCAUUUGAAGGCUUAACUAAUUUAACGGAACUUGAUUUAAGAGAUUGUCGUUUAAAAGAUUUGCCGCAACAGAUAUUUGAUCCGUUAAGGAGUUUAACAAUUUUAUGGUUAGACGGAAAUCAAUUGAAUGUCUUAUUAAAUGAUGUUUUCUCGAGUCUACCAUAUUUGGAGACAUUGUCAUUAUCUCGCAAUCAAAUACAAUACGUCGAUUCCGACACAUUUUGGGGACUCAAUUCACUCCGAUCUCUAUCAUUGGCAUCCAAUUCACUUACAUAUAUUGGAGACACUUGUUUUGGUGAAUUGAAUUCACUGUUAAAACUUGAUUUAAGUAAUAAUCAAAUACAUACAUUUGGACCAAACUCAUUUAUUUAUUUGAAUGUCAUUGAAUCGCUUGAUCUCCGUAAAAAUCCAUUUCGUAAAUUUCCCACCGGAAUAUUCAACAAUUUGACAACUUUAACACAUAUCUAUUUUGAUGACUUCAAGUUGUGCUCGUAUGCUAUGCACGUGCGGAUAUGCGAGCCCAGGGGUGAUGGUAUCAGCAGCUUUCAGCACCUAUUAGACAAUGUUAUACUCCGUGUUAGCGUAUGGAUUGUGGCACUGGUAGCCUGUGUGGGCAAUCUAUUUGUUUUAAUUGGCCGAAUGAUGAUGCAUGAAAUGAACGAAGUGCACUCGUUUUUCAUCAAAAACCUGGCACUGGCCGAUCUAGUUAUGAGUGUCUAUCUAUUCAUAAUAGCUUAUUAUGACAAUCUAUUUCGUGGCGAAUAUAUUAGACAUGAGGAGCGGUGGAGAGGCAGUUGGCAGUGCAUACUGUGCGGCCUUCUCAGUACAAUCAGUAGUGAGGCCUCGGUGUUCACCCUAACCAUCAUUACUAUUGAUAGAUACCUAUCAGUGCUCUACCCGUUUAGUCUCAAACGUCGUACUAAAUUGUUUGCUAUGUUGACAAUGACCGGCGUCUGGUUAUUAUCCAUACUGUUAGCAAUCGUACCAUUGCUUGAUUACGAUAUUUUUGGCACAGAGUUUUAUACGAGUAAUGGUGUUUGUCUGGCCCUACAAAUCCAUGACCCCUACAGUAAGGGAUGGGAAUAUUCAAUGUUCUUGUUUUGUGGCAUUAAUUCAGUGGCAUUUGCUUUCAUAACUUACGCCUACAUCAGUAUGUCGUCGACUAUUACCUCAUCGGCGGUCGGACUCCGGACUACACAACAAAAACAGGACAGAAAUAUAGCCAAACGGUGCGGUUUUAUUGUGGCUACAGAUUGUUUGUGUUGGAUGCCUAUAGUAGUAAUUAAAGUAUUGGCACUGGCAGGAGUUCCCAUAAACGAUUCAUUAUAUGCUGUGAUCGCUAUAUUUUUACUUCCUGUCAAUUCAGCUCUGAAUCCCGUACUCUACACACUGACCACCAAAUUAUUCAAACAGCACUUCUCAAAAAUCAUGACAUAUAGCCUACAUCUGCACCGAAGCGGAUCGGCCGGAGACCAACAUUCGGGUACUUCCUAUUCUACGAUUAUAACACAUUCAAGAAAUACCUGCAAACGGUCAGUGCUGACCAUCUCCUCUGAAACCGAACCGGAUGUGGUGAGCGACCGGUCGCCGCGCUUUACUACAGUCCAGACGCCAGAGAUGUUUGCAUUGAUGCCAAUCAAGAGAUUAAACUCACAGGAAAGCAAACCAAUGGACAGUUUGCUGUAA
This is a messenger RNA of Oppia nitens, 2341 nucleotides long. RefSeq names its product relaxin receptor 2-like. Lineage: Eukaryota; Metazoa; Arthropoda; Arachnida; Sarcoptiformes; Oppiidae. The transcript has 17 exons. Gene Ontology annotation, molecular function: protein binding; G protein-coupled receptor activity. The coding region runs from base 62 to 2341 and encodes 759 amino acids. The record is from RefSeq and is a predicted model, not a curated record. Gene Ontology annotation, biological process: G protein-coupled receptor signaling pathway. Gene Ontology annotation, cellular component: membrane.